CCGCAUAAAUUUUUAAAUUUUGAAUAAUCAUCUUACUUACCUUAUUCCUUGGAUGCUUGAACUAUCAGAUGGCAGAGUACUUCAAUAAGAAAUAUGAUAUCUCAGGCAACAUUCCCCUUGGAAGUUUCAAUUCAAUGUUCAAUUUCACUUGUUCUUGGCAAGUUGAUGCGGCAACUACCAAAUCCCUUGCCAUGGUUGGAUACAUAAUUCCUCUUUUUACAGUUAAACUAGAAAAGCCAAAUUUAAUUUUGCGUGAGGAAGUUAAACGAGUUGUUCCUUAUUCUUGGGAUCCUGCAUCAUUGGCAAGUUUUAUUGAGAAUUUCGGAACACAUAUUGUUACAUCUGUGACAAUUGGUGGAAGAGAUGUAGUUUACAUAAGGCAGCACCAGUCAUCUCCUUUGACAGGAUUGGAUAUAGAGAAUUAUGUAACAGAUAUGGGUGAUCAUAGAUUUCAGGACUCAAAUAGCCAGUCAACCGCUGGCCCCUUAAAAUACAAAGACAAGGAUGUUACAGUAAUUUUUAGAAGAUGAGGGGGAGACGAUCUUGAACAAAGUCAUUCCAAGUGGGCAGAGACUGUAGGAUUAGCACCCGACGUGAUAAACAUGACGUUCACUCCCAUUGUUUCUUUACUUGAAGGAGUACCUGGAAUAAAGCAUUUAGCUCGUGCAAUCGAGUUAUAUUUGGAAUUCAAACCGCCUAUUGAAGAUUUACAGUAUUUUUUUUAUUUUCAAAUCGCUCGAAUUUGGGCUCCUGAGCAGAAUAACCUGCAAAGAAAGGAGCCUGUUUGUUCCUCUCUUUAGUUCAGCUU
Molecule: messenger RNA, 808 nt
Organism: Humulus lupulus (European hop)
Lineage: Eukaryota; Viridiplantae; Streptophyta; Magnoliopsida; Rosales; Cannabaceae
Product: MACPF domain-containing protein CAD1-like
Exons: 4
Coding region: 69-530 (153 amino acids)
Biological process (GO): plant-type hypersensitive response; regulation of salicylic acid mediated signaling pathway
Cellular component (GO): plasma membrane
Source: RefSeq, a predicted model, not a curated record